This is a messenger RNA of Zootoca vivipara (common lizard), 3461 nucleotides long. RefSeq names its product CFAP20 domain containing (gene CFAP20DC). NCBI's taxonomy places the organism in Eukaryota, Metazoa, Chordata, Lepidosauria, Squamata, Lacertidae. The record is from RefSeq and is a predicted model, not a curated record.
UCGUCCCCCCCCCUCCAUGUUGAGGGCGGCGGCAGCGGCGGGCAGAGCGGCGUCCCAAAGGUCAGGAAAGACCUGGGCACGGCUGUGGGCACCUUUUCGAGCGGAGCGCCCGAGGCAGGAGAGAAGGACGCGGCGGGUCCCUGGCCUCCUGCGCCCGCCGCCUCAAGGCUCCUCCCGCGCCCGCCGCCAUUUUGAGCCGUUGCAGUCGCCUGGCCGGGCGGGAACCGCGCCGCCUUUAGUCCCUUUUCCCUCGCCUUAGUUUGGGGGCAGCUGGUUGCUAGGCCCGCAUGCCCUCCCCACCGCCACCGCCACCAGCAGCCCUGUUCCGCCUCCGCCUCGGAGGAAAGCCGGCGGGCGCGCCUGCUUCUUCUCCCCUCCGCCUCCCAGUUCUAGUGACUUCUAGAAGCAUCCCAUUGCUCACUGAUGUAUUGAAAUAAUUAUUCCAGCUGUGAAAUUGCUGUCAGGAUGUUCAAGAAUGAAUAUCAGGGUGGCCCAUUUGUUGAAAUCUUCAGUGCUCAAGGCAAGAACCCUGGAAUGAAGUGGAAGGUUUCUGGCAGUCCUUCAGUAAUUGGGAAGGAGUUCGAUAAGCAAGUGAAAGGCUUUGUCUUUGUGCUUGAAGGAAGCAGUCAAACAAACAAGAUGCAACUUCCUAAGGAAACCAGGCAAACUCUUGGACUGAUCCAGCAAUUUCUGGUACUUCAGAUUUAUGUACCAUUGGGACAAGACUUCUCUACUGAAUUGCUGAUAACUGAUUUAGGAAACAUUAAAAGAAGGUUGUAUUUAUCAACAAUCCACAAGGAGUUGUCCAUAACCCCCCUACAUGCAAAAAUUCCUCUUUUUAUGAUCAAGCGCAAAAUUUGGUGCAACCUGUGCAUUGACUUGGUAGCAUUCACCAGUGAGAUAUUCAAAGGAGCCGUCUUCCAGUCCUUGGAUGGCAUUAUUGUUUCAGCUAACUGUAAGCUGCGAAAAAUCUUCACACUGAAGUCAAAGCCCCUGGAUACAGAUGAUGAAGAUGCUGAUGGGCCAACAGAUACGAUUCCUCGAGCCUGUCAGUUAAAUUCAGAUGUGCCGCAAGUCACCCAGCUGCUGAAUAUGAACAAGCUACGCCCAGCAGAACAAAAAUGUGGAGGUCGGCUCUUAACUUCACCGGAAUUAGCAGACCAUCUAUUAAACCGGGGGUUGACCACAACACGAAACAGUAAAAAUCAAGACGUAUCCCAUAUUGCAUUUGGAUCUAAGGUUCUUGGACCGCCUCCCCCUUCAGGCCGAAGGUUCAGCUCAAGAGCAUCUGGGGAGGUAACAAAAUCUGGCAGCAUCAGAACUAACAGAUCAUGCCAAAUGCCCGCUUUGGAAAAGGGAAGAGAACCAAUUCACGACAUCAUCAACUCUGAACGAUCUCCCUCACCACUUGAUAUGGCUUUAGAUCAAGGAAACAAAGAAAAUGUUGACAACACAAGUCCAAUAUCACUGGACAAGGAUGAGUGGAUAUUCCCUGAUAAAGAAACUUCUCAACUGGAUUCCACCAAUCUGUUGCUAAAGGAUAGUGAAACAUCUUACAGUUUUUUAAACUUGGCAUUGAGUGAUGUUCAAGCAUGUGAAAACAAGCAAGCAGCCGAAGACCGACGAGAGGAUGUUUUCACCUAUUCCUCAAAACCUAGAUCAGCACCUCACGGGAAGCCCUUGAACCUGUCAUCAGAAAACUGCAGCUUUUCUGUGGAUUUAAAAGAAGAGAUCAGUGGGGUUUGGCGAGGAGCUCAGAUGGAAGAUGACUUUUAUGGAAAUGAGAGCAAUGAAGAGGAUGAUAACGACAGUGAAUUUAUACAAGAGGCUCCGACCAGCCCCUCAUUAUUAGGGUCAUCUGAACUUGCAAUUAUCAAAGAGAUCCCACUCCAAAUGACAUGCAGAAGUCCAGAAAACAGCACAAACAAAGAAUAUGCAAGACACACCAGUGAGGAACUGUCGCCAACAGCAGAAGAUUCCAUUGUGAUGGCAGGAAAGGCAGAUAGCAUCCAAAGAAACUUGUUGCCGACUUCCUGCUUGUCCCCAACAGGAAGCAUGCCUGUGCCCAGGAAGGAAGCAUCUUUUGUAUCAAAGGGUACAUCAACCAGUCCAUUAAGAACUUCCAUCAGCAGAAAAUCCCUCAAAGAAAUCCCACAGGAGAAUUCACAUCUGAUAGUCCAAAUUCCUGAGUAUGACUGGCGAAACUACCAGCCGAGCAACAUGAGUGCUUCUGAACUGCAAAUGUUGGCUAGUAUGAAGAGGCAGCAGAAUGAAGAGCUGGAAGAUAACGGACCUUCACAUGGGUUGAGUGCAUCUCAGAUAGACAACUGUAAUAUCAGCAUCAGUGCAAGCAGUGAUGACACAACCACCUGGAACUCAUGUCUUCCAGCGCCUGUCAAUCAAGGGUGUCACUAUCAGAAAGAAAUGAACCCUCUUUCCCAUUCCAACCCACGGGAUUGGUUAAAUGCAUUCAGCCCUCCUAUAAUUCCUCCAAGCCAGCAGCUGGAAGAACAUCCUGAAGUGACAGCACACCUGAGCACUCAAGGUAAGACCAGUGUGUGUGGAAGAGGUGUGGAAGAAUUGGAGGGCAGCUGGGAGGGAUGCCCUGAGAGCCCAGUGCCGCUCACAGGGGCCCGUGUGUGCCUGUUGCAUCCUUCUUGGCCACCAGAGGGCAGUUAGGCGAAGAAGAAGAGUUUGGAUUUGAUAUCCCGCUUUAUCACUCCCCUUAAGGAGUCUCAAAGCGGCUAACAAUCUCCUUUCCCUUCCUCCUCCACAACAAACACUCUGUGAGGUGAGUGAGGCUGAGAGACUUCAGAGAAGUGUGACUAGCGCAAGGUCACCCAGCAGCUGCAGGUGGAGGAGCGGGGAGGCAAACCCAGUUCACCAGAUUAUGAGUCCACCGCUCUUAACCACUACACCAAGCUGGCUCUCAGGGGAGAUACAGCAGCUUGGGUGCACUGCAAGCCCAUCCCUGCACAGCUUUUGCGAGUGGUGCAUUGGGCUCUCAGGGCGCCUGGGCUUGCGCACCACCUUGGGCUCCGUACCCGUUGUGCCGCCCCCAAAGGUAAGUGCUGCCUGGGGCGAUCCGCUUCCUCCGCACACACACACCCAGCUACACCACUGCUCUCUCCUCACAUUCGCCAUGACACUGCUCUCAUGAUCACAAUGGGCUCCUUUGCUUUUCCUCCAAACACGGAAAAUUCAUGCGAUAUCUCAGUAUACCUCCGCUACAUCUUUUUGGCUACCCUCAAGAAUGAAGCCAUCUCAGUGAUUUAUUCUCUAAUAUAGACAGUGCUCCUCAAAUUGGGAAUCUUUUCAUGGAAGUGUAAAAUUGCUGUUGCUUUCGACAGCAGACUAGCUGACAAGGCAGGACCUUGCUGUGAGGGAUCUGGCAAUGCUUUAUGCUAAGGGCCCUAAACACGUCAAAGGGAAAGGAUGGUAAUCCUUGAGUUAAAGACACA